This is a messenger RNA of Paramecium octaurelia, 1573 nucleotides long. Lineage: Eukaryota; Ciliophora; Oligohymenophorea; Peniculida; Parameciidae. The record is from the annotation of a GenBank genome assembly.
AUGAAUUAAUUUAUCAACAACAACACUUUUUUAUAUAAUUCUGAUCAUUCUUUCACCUUUACUCCCACUUAACUUCGAGAAGUUAGCACAGAAAUUCUGCAGAAACCAUCAAAAAAUAGAAAUCAUAAUGAUAUUAAGGUAUUCGUUCGAUUUUCUAAUUAUUCCAAUAGAUUCUAUAAUUAGCCACUCAAAACAUCAAGUUUUUUCAAGAGAUUCUGUAAGAGGAGAGCAUAGCAGUGUUGCAUAGAUGUUUAUAAAGAAUUCAACUCGAAAUUUAUCCUGAAGUAAUCUGAUUGAUCCAUUUUUUUAGAGCACCAUUGUUUUUGAGAAAGGAGACAAGGGCAAAGAUUUCUACAUCAUUCUCUCUGGUAGUGUUGGAAUUUAUAUAUAUUCAAAUAAUAUAGAAUUGCAUCAACAAAACAAAUUGCCUGCUCGUUAAGCCAUUAAGGAAUAAGUAAAUCAGCUUAUUGAAUCCGGGAUGCGUCCUAAAAAAGAACAUCCACUUGAAAUAAGGAAAAUCUUAUUAUAUGAAAAAAUCAAAAAGUAUUAGUUUUUCAGAGGCUAGGUUGUUCAAAGUAAAUGAAUUGCAUGAUGGAGAUUCUUUCGGGGAAAGAGCACUAAUAAAUGAAGCGGCUCGUUUAGCCACAGUAGUAUGUGAGACUGAGUGCUUCUUUGGAGUGCUAAACAAAUAAGAUUACAGAGAAAUAUUAUAAUAAGCAUAGAGUGAAAAGAUUUUGCAGUAAAUUACAGAAUUGCAAUCAGUCUAAGGAUUCUAAGGAAUGUCAAGGAAGUUGUUGACCAUUCUGCUCUAUGCAUUUUAAAGUCAAGAACAUAGAUAUAGAGAUAUCAUCUAUAAAUAAGGAUCGAUUAAUAAAAAUGAAAUAUAUUUGAUCUUGAAUGGAGAGUAUAUUAUUACUCAAGGUCAAAGAAUAACAAUGCAUAAUCCUUUGCGAAUUAAUCAUUAAGGAGUCAAGCAAAUAGCCAUUUUGCAAAAAGGCUCAAUAUUUGGAGACAAGGAGUCCUUUUAAAAACUUGACUUUAGAACUUAAACUAUUACUUGCAAUAGCGAGUAUGGCAAGGUUCUUUGCAUUCAAUUAGAUUGCUUAUAGCAGAGAUUGCAAGUAGUUAUUUAUAGUAAACUCUAAGGCUAAUAAUGAGUCGCAUUUGAUUAAUGAAUUGAAGUAACAAUGCGAAAUAAAAGAAUAAACUAGAGAGAAAAGAAUAUCUUGUAAAAUCUAAUCACCAAGGCGAUCUAAGAGCUUUAUGGUUUCAACCUCACCAAAUCAAAAAAUAGAUUAUAUUGUUAAAUCGAAGAAAGAGAUAUUUAAAUAAUUAAACAAAAAUCUUAAAUCGAAAAUUCAAUUCAUUUUUGAUAUCGCUUUGCCUAGACCUAAGACUCCAUCCAAUUAUUCAUAAGAAAGUCCAUCUUAACCUAUUAGAAAAAGAUCUGCUAUUGAUAGAAUCUACUUAAACACGAGAAACAACUCAAGAAUACAAAAGAGAUAAUCAUUGCCAUUAUAAAUGUAAACUUAAUACCAAAAACCUGAAUAAAAAAGAUUCUCAUUCAUUUGAU